Molecule: messenger RNA, 2377 nt
Organism: Paraphaeosphaeria sporulosa
Lineage: Eukaryota; Fungi; Ascomycota; Dothideomycetes; Pleosporales; Didymosphaeriaceae
Exons: 7
Coding region: 23-2212 (729 amino acids)
Biological process (GO): DNA-templated transcription; positive regulation of transcription from RNA polymerase II promoter by galactose
Cellular component (GO): nucleus
Molecular function (GO): DNA-binding transcription factor activity, RNA polymerase II-specific; RNA polymerase II cis-regulatory region sequence-specific DNA binding; zinc ion binding
Source: RefSeq, a predicted model, not a curated record
AGGCAACCCAUGAUCGCUUGACAUGAGCCCAACGGACUCCGCAGCCCCGGAGUCGGCAGGAGAAAGCAGUGGGCGACCGGCCAAGCGGCAUAGGAUCCCCGUGGCAUGUACGUGGUGCAGGCAACGCAAAUCACGUUGCGAUGGCACAAGGCCCAAGUGUUCAACGUGUCGCGAUCAUGGAUAUGAGUGCGAGUACUCAGACGCAGCAAAUUUGACUCGUGUCUCUGCCUCUAAAGAGUUAUCGGCAAUCGAAUCGCGCUUGGCAAUCCUGGAGCGUUCCGUUGCUGGUCUCGAUGGUCGGGUUUCUUGUGUAGAAGCGCUCAGCGAUGGUGUGCCAGAUUCCCUUGCACUCCCGCAUCGCUCAGCAGAACCUUCGAACGCUGGAGGUGAAGACGUGAAUUUAGAGGCGCGAGACCCCACCGAUGGUAUCGGAUCCAUGGUCUUCACGAAGGAAGAGGAAGCCGGAUUUUUCGGACCCUCCUCUAACAUUGCUUUCACUCGGAUCAUCGUUCGCUCCACCACUUCAAUCUUAAAAGCGACAAUGACUGCCGAAAGCCCAUUGUCCCCAGAAGAUGCUGCGCUACGAAGCCAUAUGCUUCACGUAUCAAGACAGCAUUCUCCUGCUAGAGACCAGUUCUCUCCCGCAAAUAACUUGCCAGUUACUUUUGACCCAUUUUCUCUUCCUCCAGAGAGCGAGACUAAGUCUUUAAUCGAGAUCUAUUUUGAAACUACAGGAGUACUAUUCCCUUAUGUCGAUAAACCCAGCUUCGUGCAGACCUACCAACAGCUCAACGCCGCCAACAUACGAGCCGCGAGGAGAUCAUGGUUAGGACUUCUCAACAUGGUAUUAGCCAUGGCUACAAGUGCAAGCCAUGGUAGGAUAUUGUCAGCAUCCGAGCGUGCCACAAACUCUGACGUCUUCUACCGCCGAGCCCUGGCGCUAUGCGAAAAAAACAUCCGCCAUGGUACCAGCCUAGAGAUGGUCCAAAUGUUCCUCCUAAUGAGCCAGUACCUACAAGGAACAGAACGCUCCAUUGAGACGUGGAACAUCCACGGACUGGCUGUCAAGGCGGCUUAUCAGCUCGGAUUGCACUCACCACACGCUCUCAAGCGGUACCCUCCAUUAGAGCAAGAGAUUCGGAAGCGAACAUGGUAUGGUUGUGUAAUACUUGAUCGAACUUUGAGCAUGACUCUAGGUCGUCCAUCUUCGAUACCCCAAAACUUUGUCCGGCUAGACCUACCCUCGCCACAACCGCUCGAGGUUAAUCCGAACGACUCCGAAACAGGAAAAGAUAAAGCUAGUGUUGAGUUCUACUCAGCAACUAUAUUGCUAUAUGCCAUCACUGGCGAGAUCGUGGACGUCUUGUAUGAUAACAACCUGGGGUGCGAAACUGCCGAGAAUGUCUUCGACAUUGCCUCUCAAGUGCUUCAAUUCGAACAGAAGUUCCUGACCUGGCAGCACUCUUUACCUGCGACAUUGGCACUGGUGGACCCUGAUUUCCUGACGCUGGAGAAUAGUGACCCGGACACCCUGCGAUAUCGUUUCGUCCUGACUGUGCGCUUCCUCAACGCUCGUAUCCUUGCCCACCGUCCUGUGUUGUGCAGAUAUCUUGAGUUUUUCAGCAGCUCCAAGUCUGAUGACCAUCAACUGGCUGUCCUAAUGCAAAUUGGUGGAAGCAGUCUACGAAUUUGCGUUCAAUCGGCGUUGAAGAUGAUCGCUCUCAUGCGGGCAGUGUUGAGUCCAGUCGAACCUCCUCGACACUUGCUGGGCGCCUGGUGGUUUUCUCUAUACUAUACGUUCAAUGCAGCGCUGGUAGUAUAUUCGACGCUGUUAGUGCGGCACCAAUCGCAGAGCCUGCAUCACGUAUCGAUACUGGACGGUGUGGACUUGACUGCAAACUCUCUACAUCAAUCAAUCGAAUGCCUCUCACUGUUGUUCAAGGGGAAUAGGAUGACUGAGAAGUGCACACGUUACACGAGUUCGCUCGCCCAGCUUUACUAUAACAUAUGUCAAUCAUGCUAUGGUCAACCCACCGACACUGCUGGUAACCUCCAAUCCGACGCCUUGAGAAAUAUACAAAUCCCGGGUACAUUGGAAGGGUCAUAUCACCAAGACCUUUUCGACUUUCCCGAUUUGAACGAUAUACAUAUGGGAAUGAGCUUGGACAAUAUCUUCGUCACAGGAUUCGACACUGAGAGACAUUCCAUAUGAAGCGCAACAGAGAUGUAACAAUAUAUCCGUUUGCACGAGAGAAAAUACAACCUAGAGGUUGAUCGCACGCUUGCCGCUACUAGCAAUGAGCUGCGUCACAUCUCUUGCCCAAGCCUCAUCCAUCUUCUCUUCUGCAUCGUAGCCGUAGGCCCACCAUUGCGUCAC